AUGCCGACGAGAAGUAGUAAUCAUGAACAUGAGCAGCUGGUUAGUCUUCUAAAUCAAUUAAUGGAUGAACGGGAUCUAUUAGCCCGAGAGAAUGAGUACUUAAAAGCAAAAUUAAACGAAUCGAUUCUAGUGGAAACACUCAAUGAAAUGAAGAAAGAACGUGAUCUUCUAUUAAAGUUAUUAACAAAUCUAACAAACAAGUAUCAACAUGAAAAAGACAUCCACUCAACGAUGUCACGUCAAAGUCAUCCGACAGCGGUUAAUUACGGUCAUGUUCAUCGAUUAAAAGCUAAUCUUGAACAACAGCAAACAAAACCAAUUCAUUAUGUUGAAAAACGCAAAGAUUCGUUUGAUCGUUUAUCAUCAACAUCAUCAUCAAGCAACACUCAAUUAAGACCUCCUCAACCUGCGAAACGAAUCUUCGUACUCAAAACUCCCCAAACAUUAUUUCGUAAACCUGAUAUUCAAUUGAAACACAGUCUUAACUCUGCAUUUCAACACUAUCGUUCACAAUCCUUACAAAAUCUUGCAUAA
This is a messenger RNA of Adineta ricciae, 534 nucleotides long. Lineage: Eukaryota; Metazoa; Rotifera; Eurotatoria; Adinetida; Adinetidae. The record is from the annotation of a GenBank genome assembly.